Lachancea mirantina is the source of this 2205-nucleotide messenger RNA. The record is from the annotation of a GenBank genome assembly. Lineage: Eukaryota; Fungi; Ascomycota; Saccharomycetes; Saccharomycetales; Saccharomycetaceae.
AUGGCGCAAGCACCACCACCACCACCGCCUCCUGUUCCAGCGGGAGGUGCUGGAACUUCUUCGAGACCAGCAGCCGCCAAAAUGCCCCAGGGGAGAGAUGCACUUUUAAGCGAUAUUCGAAAAGGCGCAAGACUUAAAAAAGCUGUCACAGACGACAGAAGUGCACCCAAAGUUGGUGGAGGAGGCGUUACAGAGGCGUCUGGAAGCUCACAGGCCUCUCAGAAAAGCUCUUACGGUUCUGCGCCGCCGCUUCCUACUGCUAAUAUCGGUGGUGGAGUUCCAGGGCUAGGUGACAUUCUAGCUGGAGGAAUACCCAAAUUGAAACGUGUUUCCGAGCCAAAAGGAACUCCUGCAGUUCCAAUGGGAGCUCCUCCUAUUCCAACGUCACCUGCACCUACGCCCCUAGCGUCGGCACCAUCUGCGCCGCCAAUCCCUGGCUCUUCGGCACCCCCAAUUCCAGGGUCUUCUGCGCCCGCUGUACCGCAAACGCGACCUCACAUGCCCGCAAAUAGGCCUCAGCGGAAAAAAGGGGUCGUUUCUGGACCUAGUGGGCCUUCUACACCCCUGGUACCGCCAGCUCCGGCAUCUUCUGCGCCUUCGAUUACUGGUCAGGAAUUAGUACCUCAAGCGCCGCCCCCUUCUCUAGCUCCUCCUUCUAUCCCUCCAGCCCCACCGGCUUCUUCGGCCCCGCCCGUCCCUUCGGUAUCUGCCGCAUCAGCACCACCAGCACCACUAGCGCCAGCGCCUCAAAACUUAGCGGCUCCUCCAGCGCCACCGGCACCAGCGCCAGCGCUUCCAAACUUAGCAGCUUCUCCAGCGCCACCAGCACCAGCGCCACCAGCGCCAGCGCUUUCAAACUUAGCAGCUCCUCCAGCGCCACCAGCACCAGCACCGCCAGCGCCAGCGCUUCCAAACUUAGCAGCUCCUCCAGCGCCACCAGCACCACCUGUACUACCGACAGCGCAUGCCUCGAAAGCACCCCCACCACCUCCAAGUGCGCCCCCGCUCAAGCCAACGACAAAAUCUGCUGGAGCUCCAGCUCAAAAAUCCGCUCUUUCGUCUAGUGGCGCUCUCCCCUUUCUGGCGGAGAUACAGAAAAAACGCGACGACCGGUUUGUAGUGGGCGAUGACACAAAUUACACCACCAAAGUGGAGCAAGAAUCCACCGCGCAACCCUCCUCUCCGCCUAGCAAGCCACCAGAAUCGGCCCCCUCUUCUGGGGGUCCGUUUUCUUUCAUGGACGAAAUUCAAUCGAAACUUAAAAGCCAUCAAACUCACGGGUCAGGGACUAGGGCGCCAUCAAGUGCCGCUCCACCUAUGAUUGCUCCUGCACCACCUGUGCCUACAAGCCUGCAAUCGAGUUUCCCAGCUGCUCCAGCCUUUCCCUCUGGUGCUGCUCCUCCUAUCCCCACCACACACACGCCACUACGUGGAGACUCAGAGCCAAGCGCACCUCCUUUGCCAUCUUCAGCGGCACCUCCGCCACCCGCGACUCCGGCACCACCAGCUCCGCCAGUACCGCCAGCGCAGCCAACAAUAUCAGCACCAGCAGCACCAGCAGCACCAUUGCCGCCCCCUACGAGUACUUCCCCUUCAGGUUCUGGGGGUUUACCAUUUUUGGCCGAAAUUGAAAAGAAGCGGGAUGACUCUCAUGUUAUUGAUGGCUCAGGAAUAAGGUCAAGGAAAAGUGCGAGCGUCAUGUCGGCACCCUCAGUUCCGCUUUCUACAGCACCAGCGAUCCCAGGGGCAGCAGCUCCACCUUUGCCUUCGUCACCACCGCCGUUGAGUAGUAUACCUCCUCCUCCUUCUCUUCAAGUUUCAACGUCACACGCGCCUCCCCCACCUCCUCCAGAUCAAUUUUCCCCAGGUACAGAAGACACAAAGUCUUCAAAACUUCCACCGCCUGCUCCUCCGUCUUCGAUAGCUCCGGCUGCGCACAAACAACGUCUCUUCUCUGACUCUGAGCAAAAGAUGUCUGCAACGACGGAUGACACCCAAUUUAAAGCUAAUGACUUUACGAUAAGCGGCAGUACCACAACAACUGGGGUGAGAUUUGACAAAGAGAAGAUUACAAUUGACGAUAGUAAAUUCAAAUGGGUCAACGCGUCUCAGCUGCCGAAACCACGCGCCUUUCAAAACAAAAUCAAACUUUAUCCAAGCGGACGCGGUAGUAGUGUGCCGCUCAAUCUGUCCCUAUACACUUGA